This is a messenger RNA of Anopheles aquasalis, 1672 nucleotides long. RefSeq lists its product as uncharacterized. Gene Ontology annotation, molecular function: protein binding. The record is from RefSeq and is a predicted model, not a curated record. Lineage: Eukaryota; Metazoa; Arthropoda; Insecta; Diptera; Culicidae.
GUUGUAGUUGAUCCGUCCGCUCGCUAGGUAGUGAUUGGCUGAUAGUAACGCGGUGACCCAGCAAGAAAUGGAUUCGUUUCGUGAUGUUCACGUGUGGCUACUCAUUCUGAUUGUGGGGAGUGCCUCCGCCCUGCACUACGAUUGUCUGCCAUCGAAAGUACUGGAAGGCAAGGAAACACCAUCCUGCCUACUGGACGGUGUAACGUUGCCCACCGCCGAGCACUUGCAGAACGUCACAUUCAGCUCGAACCAUGCCGCCGUUACGAUGGAGCAUGGUCUGAUUCCGCACUUUACAGCCGAACUCGCCCGGAAGCUCCCAAAAGUGGAAGACCUCACCCUGGUUGGUAUGGGCGUGAAGAAAUUGCUUAUUUGGCGUAGCUUGAAGCACCUCUCCGCGUACAAUAACAGCAUCGAAACGCUGGAGUUCGACGAUGGUCUAAGCGGGAAACUCGGCAGUGAGUACGAGCUAACGUCGCUGGUGCUGAACGGUGGACUACUGAAGACUGUGCCACCACUGGGUAGCCGAUUCAAUCGCCUAAAGCUUCUCUCGCUCGAUAAUAACCUGCUGGAACAGGUGAAGCUAGACGAUUUCGUGGGACUGACCCACCUGCAAAGCCUGUCGCUUGCCUCCAAUCGACUGAUACAGGUCGAGCUCGGUGCCUCACCCGAGCAUGCCGGGUUUGCGCUGCUCAAGCUGAUGCAUCUAUCGCUGGCCGGCAACCAGUUGCUCACCCUUAACAUGACCGGCUGGGAGUUGGGUUCACUGGCGUCGCUUGAUCUGUCCGACAACAACCUCUACCUGCUCGCCGGUGGGCUGGACAGCUUGGGCGCGCUGAAAGAGCUCCGUUAUGCCCGAAACGAUUGGAACUGUGAGUGGUUGAGUAAAGUGCAACUGCAUCUCACCAGCGAAGCGAUCUCCGUCGUCGACCGUGAACCGGAGGGCAGGUGUGCCGAGUCUUCGAUGAAGGAACUGCAAGGAAUCUGCUGUUACGAGCACGCCGAACUCGAUUACUCAACGGACGUGUUUGGGACACGCUGGGAGCAACUGGCUGGAUUGCAGCGCCAGUACGAACUGCUGCAGUAUACGCACGAUCUGCAGACCGUAAAGGAAUCGGAAGCCAUCGUUGAUGAGGAUCGGAUGUUCCGGAACCGUCUAGACCGGACGAAUCAGGCCCAGGAUGGGCUGGAGCAGUCCUUGAAACGUCUUCAAUCGAACGUAGCGGAUGAAGUGGAACGAAUGGAGCGUCUGUCGCUCGGUAUUACGCGCUCGAUGGCGGAGCUUCGCCGAUCGUUGAACGAUCUGUAUCAGCUAAGCAUCCAACCGGAACCAUCACUCGAUGCCAUCCGUCAGCAGACGGCAGUGGGAAGCGUUGAGCGCAUGGAGACGCAAAUCGAUAAGCUACGGCGAGGGAUUCGCGAGUACGCCGGAAGCACGGAGAUGCGCGAGAACCAGCUACGCAGAUUGAGUGAGCGGUUGGCCGAGGUGAACGGCAUGAUUAUGCAGUUCGAGCUGGAAAACCAACUGUCGCAGCAGCAUGUGGCCGACCUGGAGGCAACGGUAAAGAUGGCCUACGAUCUGAUCGACCGUAAUCCAUCGAAACCCCUGGGAUCGCGUGUGGCAGUAUAACAUCGUGGGGAAAUAAAGUUCUAGAGAUCUUUUUUGUCGGUUUCA